AUGAAGUUGUCUGUUUUAUUCAAUCUUGCUGUCUCCCUUGUCACUUUGGGCCAAUUGUCUGAUGCUAAAGUGCACCAUGCCAAAAUCUACAAGAAACCCUUGGACACUCAGUUGAAGGACGUUUCAUUCGACCAGCAUAUAAACUCGAUUUCUCAAAAAUACAUUAACUUAUACAAGCUUGCUUACCCAGAGUCUACUAGCGAAUUCAAUUUAUUGCCACUAGUCGACUCCAACGCCAACCAUGACACUCCAUUGACCAACUAUCUUAAUGCUCAGUAUUUCACUGAAAUCUCCAUUGGUAAUCCUCCUCAAUCCUUCAAAGUCAUCUUGGAUACCGGUUCUUCUAAUUUAUGGGUUCCAUCGAAGGAUUGCUCAUCCUUGGCUUGUUUCUUGCACACCAAAUACGACCAUGACUCUUCUGUUACUUACAAGAAAAAUGGUACUUCAUUUGCUAUAAGAUAUGGUUCUGGUUCUCUUGAGGGUUACGUCUCUCAAGAUGUUUUAACUUUAGGUGAUUUGACUAUCCCUCACCAAGAUUUUGCUGAAGCUACCUCUGAGCCUGGUUUGGCUUUUGCCUUUGGUAAAUUCGAUGGUAUUUUAGGUUUAGCUUAUGACACCAUUUCUGUCAACAAAAUUGUUCCUCCAGUCUACAAUGCAAUUAAUCAAGGUUUAUUGGAUGAGGCCAAAUUCUCCUUCUACCUCGGCGAUACCAACAAAAAUUCCGAAGACGGUGGUGUUUGCACCUUUGGUGGUAUUGAUGAAUCCAAAUUCAAGGGUAAAUUGACUUAUUUGCCUGUUCGUAGAAAGGCUUACUGGGAAGUAUCUCUUGAUGGUAUUGGCUUGGGCGAUGAGUAUGCUACUUUAGCUGGUCAUGGUGCUGCUAUCGACACUGGUACUUCUUUAAUUGCCCUACCUUCCGGCUUAGCUGAAAUUCUCAAUGCUGAAAUCGGUGCCACCAAGGGUUGGACUGGUCAAUACUCUGUUGAUUGCAACUCAAGAAGCUCUUUGCCUGAUUUGACCUUCACAUUGGCUGGUUACAACUUCACAAUAGGUCCAUACGACUAUACUUUGGAGGUUUCUGGCUCCUGUAUCUCUGCUUUCACCCCAAUGGACUUCCCUGCCCCUAUUGGCCCAAUGGCAAUUGUGGGUGAUGCUUUCUUGAGAAAGUACUAUUCUGUUUACGACUUGGAAAAAAACACCAUUGGUUUGGCCUCUGCUGUUUAA
Molecule: messenger RNA, 1224 nt
Organism: Ascoidea rubescens DSM 1968
Lineage: Eukaryota; Fungi; Ascomycota; Saccharomycetes; Ascoideales; Ascoideaceae
Gene: PEP4
Product: proteinase A
Exons: 1
Coding region: 1-1224 (407 amino acids)
Cellular component (GO): fungal-type vacuole
Molecular function (GO): aspartic-type endopeptidase activity
Source: RefSeq, a predicted model, not a curated record